GUAGCUGAAAGUAGGAGUUUCGCCGCUCGAUUCACUCUAAACACACAGUGGGGUUUUUUUGUAGUUUUUUUUAGUUGCUCUGCACGUGAAAUGGUUUGGCUUGUUUGUUAGAGAAAAACAACCAGCGAAAGUGUCAAAAGCAAAUAUGCAGACGGAGGAUGAGGAUGAGGCGUCCUGUGAGGAGUACGUUGCCCGGUCAGAUUUCACUGGAAGUAGCACCGAUCAGCUUAGUUUCAGCAGAGGGGACAGAUUGCUCGUGCACGCGAAGCCCUCCUCAGAGUGGUGGUGGGCAGAGCUGCAGGGGGUCAUAGGUUAUGUCCCUGCCAGCUACAUGAGCCAGGAUGCUGCAGGGGAGGAGGAGGAGGACCCCUCAAUAGAAGACCCGUGGCAAGAUGAAGAAUACUUUGGCAAUUAUGGAACGCUGAGGCUUCACCUGGAGAUGCUGUCAGACAAGAGCCGCACUGAGGCAUACCGGCAGGUUAUUCUCAGCAACAGUGCUUCUCUCAGCAGCAAGAGGGUAAUGGACCUCGGCUGUGGGACUGGCAUCAUCAGUCUGUUCUGCGCUCAGUUGGCACGCCCCUCAAUGGUGUAUGCUGUGGAGGCGAGUUCAAUGGCAGAGUAUACCAGGCAGCUGGUGAAGCAGAACGGCUAUGAUGAGGUGGUCACGGUGCUUCAGGGGCGGGCUGAAGAGAUCGAGCUGCCUGAACAGGUGGACGUCCUGGUUUCUGAGUGGAUGGGUAACUGCCUUCUGUUUGAGUUCAUGGUGGAGUCAGUUCUGCUGGCCAGGGACCGCUGGCUUAGAGAUGGUGGCACGAUAUGGCCCUCCUCUGCGGCCCUCACCUUUGUGCCAUGUCAGGCCGACAGCUAUUAUGCCGAGAAAAUGGCCUUCUGGGAGCGGCCAUAUGGCCUCGACUUCACUCCUCUUCAGCCUUUGGCACAGCAGGAGUUCUUCACCAAGCCCAAGUUCAGCCACAUCAUUGAACCAUGUGACUGCCUCGCUGCUCCUUGUGAUGUCAUCUCCCUCGACAUGUACACUUUACAAGUGGGAGAUCUCGAGGAAAUGAAGGGUCAGUUUCAUUUUUGUGUGGAGAAGUCUGGAGCUUUCCAUGGAUUCACCGCCUGGUUCACUGUUUGCUUCGAGAGCCUGGAGGCAGGAGGCGCAACUGUGGAGCUAAACACCGGCCCCAACUCUGGGCCAACACACUGGAAGCAGACAUUGUUCAUGCUAGACAGGCCAGUAAGUGUAUGCGCAGGAGACUCGAUCAGUGGAACCAUUGUCCUCCAGAGAAAUCCUGUCUGGAGGCGCCACAUGACCGUUACCCUGCACUGGACCAUUAAAGGGAGCACAGACAAUCCAGACAACUCCCAGGCUGGAACAAAGAGUUUCCCCAUGUGGAGGUGACACAUAUUCGCUCAUCACCGGUGAAGAUCUAAAAUAGAAAAACAGUCUAAUAAAAUUAAACUGUUCGGCUGUGAGACUGCUGCUGAAGCGGACUGGUGUGUUGCUCACAUGUUGCAAUGAAUGUGCCAGAGGAAUUCCUGCUAUCAUAGUGAUGAGCCCGAUUGCUGCAAUCACACCACCCUAAGAGCACGUUUACUGCUCAUUUUUAUUGAAGGGCAAAAGUAC
Maylandia zebra (zebra mbuna) is the source of this 1627-nucleotide messenger RNA. RefSeq names its product protein arginine methyltransferase 2 (gene prmt2). Lineage: Eukaryota; Metazoa; Chordata; Actinopteri; Cichliformes; Cichlidae. Gene Ontology annotation, biological process: peptidyl-arginine methylation, to asymmetrical-dimethyl arginine; chromatin remodeling. The record is from RefSeq and is a predicted model, not a curated record. Gene Ontology annotation, molecular function: protein-arginine N-methyltransferase activity; histone methyltransferase activity; protein binding. Gene Ontology annotation, cellular component: nucleus.